GACGCUCAAGCCGGACAGAGUGCUGUAGUUCAGCAUGGGUGCCUUGUUCAGCCGACCCAAGGAGGCCGACUACGACACCGUCCUCGCCAAGCUCCAGACCCAGAUCGCCGCCCGCCAGGCCCGCCUGCAGCAGAUCCGCGUCCGCGAGCGUCGCCUCAACGCCCUCCUCAUCACCUACGGCGUCGUCGCCUGGAUCCUCUACACCGUCCUGUGGUACUUUGGCAUCGUCGGCGUGCGCGGUACCGUGGCGGGCCUCCCUGCAGCCGCGGCGGGAGCAGCGCCUGUCGUCCUGGGUCCGGUCGCCAUCAUCUUCACUCGACGAGCCUCGCGCUGGUUCUACCACCGCAAGCAGGACAAGGAGGAGACGCAGGUCAAGGUUCUCGUCAAGCAGAAGCAGGACAAGGUCGAGGAGAUCAAGAAGAAGACGGGCUACUACAGCACGCGGGACCUGCUCGAGAAGUACGACGAGGCGUUGAGGAAAGGGCCUUCAUCUGCGCCGUCGACGCCCGCCAAGCAGCAGGCCAAGCCUGGCGCAAAGCCUACGCCCGUUCCCUUCCCUGGUUCGCCGAGCACGCCUCAAGCCGUCGCCGCCCGUCCCGGCACGCCCGCCGCCGCUGCCGCCAUGACGCCUCAGCAGCGCGCCUCGGCCGCCAUCCCGAGCGCUCCCGGCACCCCGGCGCAGCUCGCCUUCCCGCCCGGCGCCGCCCCGACCGGCGCCUUCCCGCCUGCGCCGUUCCCGCCCGCCUCGCCUCAGCCGCGCACGCUCCUCGACAAGGUCGCCGACGCCCUCCUCGGCGUGUCGCCCGAGGACACCAACCCGAUGAACCGCUACGCCCUGAUCUGCGGCCAGUGCUACGCGCACAACGGCCUCGCUAAGAAGGACGAGUUCGACUUUGUCCAGUACCGCUGUCCUCGCUGCGGCCACUUCAACCCGCCGCGCCGCGCCCCGGCCUCGGCCUCGCUCUCGGCGGGCGACCCGCACCGCCACCGCCGCGUCGUGUCCGAGGCGGCACCUUCGCCACUCAGCCUAUCGUCGACUCGACCCUGGGGCGUCGACAAGGCGGACGAGCCGCGCGAGGUGGACGAGGACGAGGACCGCGAGGGCGAGAUGCGCGAGGUGUCGCCGGCGGCCACGAGGGCGGCGAGCGCUGCCGGCAGGGCUGGCGAGAAGGAGGGGACGAGCACGACGGCGCUCAAGGAGGGUGGCGAGGCGCGUCGGAGGCGCAGGAAGGACAAGGUGGACGCCGACGAGGACGACCGGAUGGAUGUUGACGGGAGCGAGUGAGGGACGUCGUCGCUCGGCCCUGCUUUAUGUGCAACGCGCUUCACCAUGCACCUGUC
Messenger RNA from Rhodotorula graminis WP1, 1341 nucleotides. RefSeq lists its product as uncharacterized. The transcript is spliced from 6 exons. Gene Ontology annotation, biological process: endoplasmic reticulum tubular network organization. Bases 35 to 1285 code for a protein of 416 amino acids. Lineage: Eukaryota; Fungi; Basidiomycota; Microbotryomycetes; Sporidiobolales; Sporidiobolaceae. The record is from RefSeq and is a predicted model, not a curated record. Gene Ontology annotation, cellular component: endoplasmic reticulum tubular network.